AUGGAAGCACACCCUACCCUUUCAUCAUCUUCAUCAUCGGAACAUAAUAUUCAAUUGAAAUUAAUGAAAGAGCUUGAUCAAGAGGAACAACAAGAAAUCAUCCAUCCAUCUUCAUCAUCCUCCUUUUUAUCUUCUGUAAAUACACAAGAACAACAAAAUUUAAUAUUAGAAAGUGCAAAGCCUUCACUCGUUUCUCUCUUUUCAGCAUCUUCAACUGUGUGUGCUUGUAAAAGUGAAGGUGUAACACCUCCUGUAACGGUUGCCACAAGUGUUUCAAACUCUAAUUCUCAAAAUGGUCAAAAUCAUUCUUCUUCGUGUACGCAGGAAUCAAAAUCAUUGUCGGGAAUGUCAACAACAGCAACAACAGUUUGGAAAACGAUAUCGACACCCGUUACAUUUCGAUUGAAUGAUGAAUUUGAUGAAAUUGAUUUAUUUGAAUCUAUUGCAGAUAUUCGAGAUCCGGAACAUCCAUAUUCUUUGGAAGAGUUAAAUAUUGUAAAUGAAAAUUCAAUAGUUUUUGACGCGAAUAAUAUUGUGAAAAUAUUUUUCACACCUACAGUCAAACAUUGCUCUUUAGUGUCACAUAUUAGUUUAUGCAUACGGGAACGGUUAAAAAAGCGAUACGGAAAGAGUACUUUUACUACGAGGUAUAAAUUGGAAAUUUAUGUGACCGAAGGAUCACAUAAUGAAGAAGAACAAGUCAAUAAGCAAAUGAACGAUAAAGAGCGAGUCACUGCAGCCUUAGAAAAUCCAUUAAUUAUGGAAUUGGUUCGGCAAUGUAUUAAAGAGGAAUAA
This is a messenger RNA of Naegleria lovaniensis, 795 nucleotides long. RefSeq lists its product as uncharacterized. The record is from RefSeq and is a predicted model, not a curated record. Bases 1 to 795 code for a protein of 264 amino acids. Lineage: Eukaryota; Heterolobosea; Eutetramitea; Acrasida; Naegleriidae. The transcript has a single exon.